AUGUCAAUGUCAUCGUCGACUGACGUUGAGCUUGCCGACCCCUCAAGGCACUCCCCUAGUCCAACCAGAACAGAGACCCAACAUGCGAAUACAAAUGAAAAGGGCUCUCGAGACGAUCUCAACUUGUACAGAGUCACUCUGGAUGAGAAGGACGACCCGCUCAAGCUCUCCCUCGCCAGACGUUGGAUGGCCGUCGUGAUCAUCUGUUCAGGAGCCGCUUGCGUUACUUGUGCCUCUUCGGCGGCAGCUAGCGCAGAAACGCAACUGCAGUCAGCCUUUGGUGUCUCAAAGGAAGUAACUAUUCUCGGGGUCUCGCUCUUCGUCCUCGGCCUUGCUUUCGGACCUCUACUAGCCAGCCCCGUCUCGGAGAUGUGGGGACGCAACAUCGUAUACAGGACAUCUUUCAUCACUUUCCUUGCUUUCAACUUUGCUGUGGCAUUUGCACCGAACAUCGCCGUAUAUCUAGUCUUCCGCUUUGUGACAGGCUGGUGCGGGGCGGCGUUCCUGAGCGUCGCCGGCGGAAGCGUCAGUGACUUGUUUCCAAAGCAUAAAGUGGCAACACCCGUGGCUGUCUAUACGCUAUCCCCCUUCAUAGGGCCAGAGCUUGGACCUCUAUACGGCGGCUUUGUGAAUCAAAACGCCUCCUGGCGCUGGACUUUCCAUGUCAUCAGCAUCUGGUCUGCUUUCCAGAUCAUCGCUUUAUAUAUGUUUGUGCCGGAGACAUACGCUCCGGUCAUCCUGGCUGGGAAGGCAUCGCGCUUGCGUAAAGAGACUCAAGACGAUCGCUACUUCGCUGAAGCAGAACACCACACCGGUAGCUUUGCUCAAAAGCUAGUAGUGAGCUGCUACAAACCUUUCCAACUCAUUCUCUACGAUCGCAUAGCUUUCCUCAUCAAUCUCUGGAAUGCUCUGAUCCUGGGGAUCAUAUACCUGACGUUUCAAGCCUUUCCCAUCGUCUUCGGGGACGUUCAUGGCUUUGCGCCCGAGAUCGUCGGCAUUUGCUUCCUCGGUAUUGCAUUAGGCGUGAUAUUCGCGCUUGCGUCUCAGCCCUACUGGAACAUGCGCAGUCGCCGCUAUCGCGAGGAACACGGAGAUCCGCCGCCCGAGUUCUGCUUGGUGAUGGGACAAGUUGGAGGCGUUUUGGUCGCUCUCGGCUUGUACAUCAUAUCCUUCACGACGUACAAGUCUGUGAGCGCCGCGGGUCCCAUCAUCGGCAGUAUACCUUUCGGCGCCGGAUCAUUCUUUGUCUUCGCGAGCUCUUUCACAUAUCUCGUCUCCACCUAUCGACCAAUCGCUGCUAGCGCUAUGGCAAGCAACUCGGCGAUGCGUUGUUGCUUUGCGGCAGGCUUUCCUCUGUUCGCAGGUCCUAUGUACGACACUCUGGGCACUGUGGGAGCAACGGCCCUGCUCGCAGGACUCACAACGCUCAUGGCACCCUUACCAUUCGUCUUUCACAAGUACGGCGCUCGAUUGAGGGAACGAUCUCGUUUCGCUGUCGCCUGA
Molecule: messenger RNA, 1503 nt
Organism: Peniophora sp. CBMAI 1063
Lineage: Eukaryota; Fungi; Basidiomycota; Agaricomycetes; Russulales; Peniophoraceae
Source: the annotation of a GenBank genome assembly